This is a messenger RNA of Dentiscutata erythropus, 849 nucleotides long. The record is from the annotation of a GenBank genome assembly. Lineage: Eukaryota; Fungi; Glomeromycota; Glomeromycetes; Diversisporales; Gigasporaceae.
UUAAUACCUGGAUCCGGAUCUCGAUUGGAUCCUAUGAAAAUCACAGGAAUUCCAUUAAUUGUAAAAGUCUCAGGCUGUACAAACACAUACCUAAUCGGUACAGGUUCUCGGAAAAUUCUUCUCGAUACCGGAGAAGGAAAACCGAAAUAUCUUCAAACGCUAACUGAAUCACUCAAAAAGUUGGGUGAAGAUGUAAUCAUCACAGAUAUAUUGAUAACUCAUUGGCAUACAGACCACGUUGGUGGUGUAGACAGCAUUCUUCAAUAUACAAAAGAAAAUAAUCUGCCCACUCCGGUUGUUCAUAAACGAUUGAAUCCAAAAACGGAUAAACCUCAUCACACAUUUCAAGCUAUAGAAGACAAUCAAAUUUAUCAAACAGAUGGCACAAACCUCCGUGCAAUUUUCACUCCAGGGCAUAGUGAAGAUCAUGUCGCAUUUUAUUUAGAAGAAGAAAAUGCAUUGUUUACUGGUGAUGCUGUACUAGGUGUAGGAACAACAGUUUUUGAAAGUCUCAAUGAAUAUAUGACCUCUUUGCAAAGAAUGAAAGAAUUAACACCAGGUCGAGUAUAUCCUGGUCAUGGACCAAUAGUCGAAGAUGGUACUGCCAAAUUGGAAGAAUAUAUUAACCACCGCCAACAACGUGAUCAAGAAAUACUUGCAGUACUUCAAAGAUCUAACAACCCUUUAACAUCUAUGCAAAUUGUAGAAGUAUUAUAUGCAGCAUAUCCUCAUGAACUUUGGAAAGCUGCAGAAAGAAGCAUAAUAUUACAUUUAAUUAAAUUAGAAACAGAAGAAAAGGUACAUAAAGUUUCAGAUAAAUGGGCUAUCAAUAACAAUUAUAAAUUAUAA